GAGUUUCGCGUUAUAUCCGCGAUAUUUUAAUGCAAAUCGAACAUCUAAUGCAACAAAUCCGUCGAUUCGCCAGCACCAUGAAAGAACCACUCGCCGUUUGCCUGGCCAUAGUGACCAAUUUCCUGCUGGCCCAGGGCUGUAACGAGAGCAAUUGCGCCCCGGUGGUCAGCAUGUGCCUGCUGACCCGGUCCUGCAAUUGCGACGUGCAGAACGAAACCUGCUACGCCUCCUGUCACGCCUGUUUGGGCAAGGACUUCAUCGAGUGUUGCUCCUGCGUGGAUGUGUGCCCGUCGAAAAUGGAUUAUGAGCCGGAUAAACUGUCAACUGUGGAAGAUCUCGAUGGACCAAUUCCGGAAUUGUUCAAAGCGCUGUUGGAAAUAGACGAUACGAAGCACUGGAGUACCGAAACGUACGAAAAUUACUACACGAAUUCGAAAGGGAAUUUAAUGAACACCAAUUGCAGCGUGAUAUGGUGGAAUAAUUGCAUGAGUUUCCGCAAGUGCAAACAGAGUUGCAAUUCGGUGGGCGCCAAUAGUUUGAGGUUGUUUCAUAACGGAUGCUGCGAGUGCGUGGGAGAGAAGUGCAUUAAUUACGGGCGAAGUAAAAGCUUAUGUACUGCCUGCCCGCGUCCUGAUAACGAGGAAGAAGAGUACGCGAUAGAAGAUGAUGAUAAUGAUCUAGAGAUGGAUUAUGGAGAAGAUUUUGAAGAAGAGUAACAAAAACGAUUCGUACAAAUUAGCUGUUAAUAUUGGGAUGAAGCGGGUGCUGCUUCAUAGAUGAAGAAAUUUCGGAAACAGUAUUAGUGUAUAGUAAAUUUUAUUCUACAAGCUUGUUAGUUGUUAGAUUUGCGUUAAUGUUAUUGUUUUAUCGUGUUUUAAUAAACGUUUAUGAAUUU
Messenger RNA from Phyllotreta striolata, 895 nucleotides. The record is from the annotation of a GenBank genome assembly. NCBI's taxonomy places the organism in Eukaryota, Metazoa, Arthropoda, Insecta, Coleoptera, Chrysomelidae.